Molecule: messenger RNA, 3915 nt
Organism: Pyrus x bretschneideri (Chinese white pear)
Lineage: Eukaryota; Viridiplantae; Streptophyta; Magnoliopsida; Rosales; Rosaceae
Product: protein PLASTID MOVEMENT IMPAIRED 1-RELATED 1
Exons: 2
Coding region: 416-3736 (1106 amino acids)
Source: RefSeq, a predicted model, not a curated record
CAACCUACUCACUCCACCGUCCAACACACAGAAGACAAAACUUUUAUUUUCCAUCGCCUUUACAAAAUUCGUCACGUUAAAUUUUCCCGGAAAAUCUUGAUUCCCGAGAAAAUCCCCAAAACCAACCACACGGUCUCUCGAGCAAGGCAUCCAAAUCUACACGACGGAGUUCAUCGACUGAGUGCCCGAGCGACGUUCCUCCGGCCAAGAGACGCCCUGUCCAUGCUGGUACUGCAACUUUGCUGAAUUUCUCGUACUAUGAGCAUUUCUGAUUCGAUUAAUCAGUUUCAUUGAUUCGAUUGUGAUUCAAAAGUAUCUGUAGGAUUUUAGAGAAGGGUUGAAUUAUUUACAAGUUUCCAUGGUGGGUUUGGUUGGAUAUGGAGUAAUUAGAUUAACUUGUGUUCAAAGAUAGGAUAUGAUGUCGCAGAAAACUGAGAGUAAGGAAGAUUACAGUGGUGGGGACUCUAACAGUGGCCAAUUGUUGCGUGACAUUGAAGAAAUAAGCAAAGCCCUUUACUUGUAUAAAUCCCCACCAAAUGUUUUGCUUUCCCCUUCUGAUGGAAGAUCCAAAUCUGCCGGGAAAACCCGUUUUUCGGAUUCAAACCCGAGAUUGGUUAGGGGAGAUUUGUUGCACAAGGACAAGAAAUCAUCUUCGGUGUGGAAUUGGAAGAGGCCCUUGAAGGCUCUCAGUCAUAUGGGGAAUCGGAAAUUUAGUUGUUGUUUUUACCUUCAUGUGCAUUCGGUUGAGGGGUUGCCUGUGAGUUUUAAUAAUCUUAGUGUAUGUGUGCAUUGGAAGAGGAAGGGUGAGGUGCUGCAGACUCGGUCUUCGAAGGUUGUGGAGGGCGUAGCUGAGUUUGAUGAAACCUUGAUGCAUAGGUGUUCUGUGUAUGGAAGUAGAAAUGGCGCUAACCAUUCGGUUAAGUAUGAGGAUAAGCUUUCGUUGAUUUACGUUUCUUUGAGUGGGGCUCCAGGGCAUGACAUUGGGAACCACUGGGUUGAUCUUACGAGGCUGUUGCCGCUUACUUUUGAGGAGCUGGAGGGGGGGAAAAGUUAUGGUAAAUGGACAACAAGCUUUAACCUUUCAGGCAAGGCUAGAGGGGCUAAUCUAAAUGUUAGUUUAGGAUUUUCGGUGAUGCAGCAUAAGUUAGUUAGUGUGAGGGAUAAUCCAAAUGUUCCUGAGCUUACGAACACGAGGCCAAGAGGGUCAAGUUCGUUGGAUGGUGGAGCAACGAUGCUUCGGCGAGUUGGGAGUGUGCCAAGUAAUGUAACUCCCAGGCCUGCCUUCUCAUCUCAGUCUCUUGAUUUGAAGAUUUGUCGCAAAGCAUUGCUGAAUGGAGGGUUGGAGCUCUCCAAGUCAAUUAAUUUCUUAUGUCAGACACUUGAUGAGACCAGGUUGAGUAGUGUAACGGAGUCAGAUUGUGAACAUGUGCCACCACUUGAACCUAAGACUGAUAUAGACUUCUCGUUUGCUAAAGGAAUUGAAGAGUGUGAAGAUGAUGAUACUGAAUUUACCAUUGUAGAAGUGGGGACAGAAAUGUCUGAGAAGGAAGAGUUGCAAUCUGAUGAAGUUCCUGGUCAUGCUAAUGGUGAGUCAGCAGUUGAAAUCAUUUAUUUAGAUGAGAUCAUUAACGAUUAUGACAUGGACCUUGAGGAGAAGACUAUGGUUAUUCCAAAGGAAGUCCAUGAUAGUUAUGUGGACCAGGUUGUGGUGGAUGACAGCAAACAUGAACAAGAUAGCGUAUGCAUCAAGGGAUUGGCCAUGGAUGAGGUGGAGUCUGCAACUCAUAUUCAAUUGAUUUCAGAAUCAGUAGAUUUGGAUCAUCCAUUUUCUUCAGGAGAGUUUCUUGAGGAAAGAAACCACAAGGAGCUUAAGUCGACUUACAAAGCAAGUAAGACAGGUGAAAAAUCACUUAGCUUGGACGACGUUACUGAAUCCGUGUCAAGUGAUUUCUUAAGCAUCCUUGGAAUGGAUUGUAGCAUGAGUUCUGAUAGUGAUGCCGAGUCUCCUAGAGAACGUCUUUUAAGAGAGUUUGAAAAAGAGGCUCUGGGUUCAGGAAACUUAUUUUUUGAUUUUGAUUGGAAGGAAGAGCAGCCCGAAAUUGGAUCCUGUGUUUCACCUGGUUCUGAUUCUGGAGAUUGUUAUGAGAAUUCUGAUUUGUUGUUGAUUAUUGAAGCCGCUGAAGAAGAGCACAAGAAAGAAAGUGAGCUAUUAAGGAGAAGGAAGGCCAAAAUUCUUGAAGGCUUGGAGACUGAAGCUUUGAUGCGAGAAUGGGGAUUAAAUGAAAAGGACUUUCGGAAUUCUCCUCGUACCUUCUCUGGUGGAUUUGGUAGUCCAAUUGAGCUCCCCCUUGAAGAGCCACUAUUACCUCCACUUGGAGAAGGCUUUGGUUCUUAUGUUCGGUUGAAGGGUGGAGGCAUUUUGCAGUCUAUGAAUCCUUCACUUUUCAGAAAUGCUAAAAAUGGUGGGAACUUGGUCAUUCAAAUUUCUAAUCCCGUUGUUAUACCAGCAGUAAUGGGUUAUGAUGUUAUCGAGAUGGUGCAGCAUCUGGCAUUGGUUGGAGAUACGCUGCAUGAGUGGGUGAAUAAACUAACACCUUUGGAAGAUAUUACGGGGAAGACAAUACAACAAGUAGCUUGGGAGGCAGCAGCCGCAGCGCCAAACAUAGUGGGGUCUGAAAGGUUUGAGCAGAUUUUAUAUGGCGGGCGGCAGGAUGAAGGAUGUCCUUAUAGUUGGAGUUGUAAUAACCUGAGUUCCACCGAAUUGGGAGGUAGGGAGAUGGGGUCAGACUAUGUAUCUCUAGAAUAUCUUGCUCCUUUGGCUAUGAGAAAAAUUGAAGCUUUCUCACUGGAAGGGUUAAGAAUCCAGUCCCGCAUGUCAGGUGGAGAGGCACCUUCAAGUAUAUAUCCUGAGUCUGGAGGUUUGCAACUGUGCGGUUUUGGAGAUCGUGUUGAUGAUGCCAAGGGAUUAUUGGCUCUCUCUUUAUCACUGGACGAAUGGUUGAGGCUAGAUGCUACAAUCAUUAAUAAUGAAGAUCACAGCAGAGAUCGAAUGUUGAAAAUCCUUGCUGCCCAUCAUGCCAAGUACACAGAUUUGAUCGAUGGAAAUUUGACACAAGAUACGAACUGCAGUGAUUUAUCUGGCCGGAAGUGUGGACUUUUGGGGGACAACCUCACAAUUGCUCUCAUGGUGCAGCUUAGAGAUCCCUUUCGAAACUAUGAACCAGUGGGCGUUCCAAUGCUUGCUCUAAUUCAAGUGGAGAGAGCUUUAGCCAAUUUAGAGCCAGAAGUGUCAAGUGUGCUGUUAAACGAUAGCAAAGAGAACGAACUUGAUGAGCCAGUGUUUGAGGAGUAUGGCGACAAGAUUAAAGGGGAGACCAAUGAAGGAGAUGAAGGAUGGAACCCUCAGUUUAAAAUCAUCGACGUCCACCUGUCAGGAGUGGAUACCGCACCAGGCAAGAGGCUGCUCUGGGGCACCACAACGCAACUGCAGUCUGGCUCCCGAUGGUUGCUUGGAACUGGCAUGGGUAAGACCACUAGUUUUCCACUUCCAAACUCGAAAGCCCUUGUAAGAUCAUCCACACUGGUUUCAGCAAAGAAGCAUAGAGAUUUUUUAUGGAGCAUUUCCUCUCAUUUCCAAGGAACGGAAUAUACCUGGAAAGAUUCGAUUGCUCCACACGUUCGAAACCCGAAUGUUAUAUUUCCGAAUGAAAGCAUCAAACCACACGUAAACAUGUAAUAUGUAUAUGUGCUUUCCUAGUACAGAUUCUUUUGUUUGUAGAGUGAGAAUAGAGAUGUUAAGCGGGCCAUUUUGCGUACAGGUUUUUAUGUGAUUGAUAUAUUCUCUUGUAUUAUACUUCAAAUCUGAAACUUCUUGCUUUCGUUUCUUUGUUCAUUGAAUAAAUGCUGCUGUUGAUA